AUGUCUAAACUGAUCUACGGCCUCCUGUGCCUGCAGAUGCUUAAUGUCGGGGUUGCCUGGAGUCUUUUUAAACACAAAUCCGAGCCCCCUCCCAUGGAAUUGCAUUGUUUCAGAGGCUCCAAGAUGGCCUUCAGCGACGCCCGAGAGGAGAGCGUGAAAUGUGACUCGAUCCUGGGCAUUGAGCAGUACUGUUAUCGCUUUACUGCUUACUCACCCGUCCACGAAAUGAUCAAGCUUGGUUGCGCGACCCUUCUUUGUGCAGUAAGUCUCCUAUUUUCGUAACUUCCAUCCCAUUUUCAGCCUUUCCGUAACACCUGUGCUGAUUUUGAGUUGAGUGGAGCUGCCGGGAAACUGUGUUGUUGCAACCAUGGGAGUUACUGUAACUCCUCAACCACCUCGACAUUGUCAUUUACAUUAAUAAUGAGUCUAGUCAUCGGCCUGCUUUAUCGCUAG
Bursaphelenchus xylophilus (pine wood nematode) is the source of this 453-nucleotide messenger RNA. NCBI's taxonomy places the organism in Eukaryota, Metazoa, Nematoda, Chromadorea, Rhabditida, Aphelenchoididae. The record is from the annotation of a GenBank genome assembly.